GCCGCCGGUGUCCCGGAGCCGCCGCGCUAUGGAGCCGCCGGGCCCCGCCGGGGCGCCGGGCCGGCCCUGGGAUGAAGCCAAGGCUUUCUACGACAACCUCGCCCCCAAGAAGAAGCCCAAAUCGCCCAAGCCCGAGAACGCCAUCACCAUCGCCGUGUCCUCGCGGGCGCUGUUCCGCAUGGAGGAGGAGCAGAAGAUCUACAACGAGCAAGGGGUGGAGGCCUACGUGAAAUACCAGCUGGACCACGAGAACGAGCCCUUCCUCCCCGGGGCUGCCUUUCCCUUUGUCAAGGCGCUGGAGGCGGUGAAUACACAGCUGAGGGAGCUCUACCCUGACAGCGAGGAGCUCUUCGACAUCGUCCUCAUGACCAACAACCACGCCCAGGUUGGGGUUCGCUUGAUCAACAGCAUCAACCACUACGAUCUGUUCAUCGAGAGGUUCUGCAUGACGGGAGGGAACAGCCCCAUCUGUUACCUCAAGGCCUAUCACACCAACCUCUACCUCUCCUCCGACGCCGAGAAAGUGAGUGGGGCCAUUGAAGAGGGGAUCGCUGCAGCCACCAUCUUCAGCCCCAGCAGAGACCUGGAGGUGUCAGAGAAGCAGCUGCGGGUGGCGUUUGACGGGGACGCCGUGCUCUUCUCGGAUGAGUCGGAGCAGAUCGUGAAGGCUCAUGGCUUGGACAUGUUCUUCGAGCACGAAAAGGCUCACGAGAACAAGCCUCUGGCGCAGGGACCCCUGAAGGGCUUCCUGGAGGCUCUGGGGAAGCUGCAGAAGAAGUUCUACUCCAAGGGGCUGAGGAUGGAGUGUCCCAUCCGCACGUACCUGGUCACCGCCAGGAGCGCGGCCAGCUCGGGCGCCCGGGCCCUAAAGACUCUGCGCAGCUGGGGCCUGGAGACGGACGAGGCUUUGUUCCUGGCUGGGGCUCCCAAGGGGCCCCUGCUGAGGAAGAUCCGCCCCCACAUCUUCUUCGACGACCAGAUGUUCCACGUGGAGGGAGCCAAGGAGAUGGGCACCGUGGCCGCCCACGUCCCCUACGGCGUCGCCCAGAAGCACAAGCGGCCGGCGCCGGAGAAGCAAACCCCCAACAGCAAAUAGAGGAACUGGCUGGUCCCACAGCCCCUGGCAUGGACCUCACCCCGUGUGCCACGCUCCCACCGGGGUCCUGGUCUGCAAGGCAGAGCGUUUGUCCCGGGGGGACGUGAGUUUGUUCCCCAAGGGGAGCCGCGUCGGGGGCAUGGAGGGAGGAGGGGGCUGAAGAAACGCUUCCUUUCGCCUCUUUCAGUCGGGGAUGUCGUGGUGGUGCCCCUGUCCCUCGUGGGGCUGGGGGCUCCUCUGUGCCAGGCGUCCCCCGAGCCGUUUCCCCAGCUCGUCCACGCGCUCUGCGCUUGCUUCAGGCAAAAUCCCUCGAGGAUGGAUCUGCCUUGUGUGGACUCUUUGUGCCAGGCAGGUUUCACCUAUUGGCGUUUAUUUAAACCCCCAGGUAACUCCCAAAGGCUUUGACUUCCAGAGCAAAUGUUUAGGCUGAGCUGGAAAGUGGGGAGCACCCGAAAACCUUUCUUGCAGCUUUGAAACAAAAUGUCCCUUUUAACUAAAAUUAAACCACAGUAUUGUUCCUUCCCAGACUCAGCUUCUGCUCCCCAACCAGAAAACAUUCAAUAUCUGCCCUUUCACCAAGAUUUUGCCAGCUGAACAGCUUAAAUUUGGAAAAAGAGAAACACAUAUUAAAAUGAA
Molecule: messenger RNA, 1732 nt
Organism: Empidonax traillii (willow flycatcher)
Lineage: Eukaryota; Metazoa; Chordata; Aves; Passeriformes; Tyrannidae
Gene: NT5C1A
Product: 5'-nucleotidase, cytosolic IA
Exons: 6
Coding region: 29-1096 (355 amino acids)
Biological process (GO): nucleotide metabolic process; adenosine metabolic process
Cellular component (GO): cytoplasm; cytosol
Molecular function (GO): 5'-nucleotidase activity; nucleotide binding; magnesium ion binding
Source: RefSeq, a predicted model, not a curated record